Varanus komodoensis (Komodo dragon) is the source of this 13101-nucleotide messenger RNA. It is a transcript of the gene SPTBN5, whose product is annotated as spectrin beta, non-erythrocytic 5. The transcript has 71 exons. The record is from RefSeq and is a predicted model, not a curated record. Gene Ontology annotation, biological process: actin cytoskeleton organization. Gene Ontology annotation, cellular component: cell junction; cortical actin cytoskeleton; cell projection. Gene Ontology annotation, molecular function: actin filament binding; phospholipid binding. Bases 1 to 13101 code for a protein of 4366 amino acids. Lineage: Eukaryota; Metazoa; Chordata; Lepidosauria; Squamata; Varanidae.
AUGGAGGAAGGAUACAUACAAGGCCAAUUCAGGAAGCUGCAAGGACAGCGUAUGACCAUGCAGCAGAAAACAUUCACCAACUGGAUCAACAAUGUUUUCAACAAACACAGUAUGAGCAUUAAAAUCGAAGAUCUCUACACUGAACUGAAAGAUGGGAUAUACCUCCUCCUCCUGCUAGAGCUGCUGUCUGCUGAACAGCUGCCCAAGCCAAACAAAGGCAGAAUGAGGGUCCAUUUUCUUGAAAACAACAGCAAAGCCAUUCAGUUCCUUAAAUCCAAGAUACAUGUGAAUUUAAUUGGCCCUGAGAACAUCGUAGAUGGAGACCAAAUCCUCAUCCUGGGGUUAAUAUGGAUAAUCAUCCUCAGAUUUCAAAUUGCAUUCAUCACUCUUGAUAAGGAGGAGUAUGGAUCCAGAGCUGAUGCCCUCUCUGCUAAUGAGGCCCUGCUAAUGUGGUGUCAGUGUAAGACUGCCCGCUAUUCCAAUGUCAAUGUGAAAGACUUCUCCAAAAGCUGGAGUGAUGGACUAGCCUUCAAUGCACUCAUUCAUGCUCACAGGCCCGAUCUCAUCCAGUACAGUUCCCUAAGGCAUGACCAACCCAUCAGUAACCUAAACAAUGCCUUCACUGUGGCAGAGGAGCACCUGGGAAUCGCAAAACUGUUGGAUGCGGAGGAUGUAGCAGUGCCAUCGCCAGAUGAGAGAUCUAUCAUGACCUAUGUGUCAUUCUACUACCAUUACUUUUCCAGGCUGAAGCCGGGCCAGACAGGGCAGAAAAGGCUCACUAAAAUUGUGUUUUUCCUGAAAGAGACAGAUGAUUUGAAGGCUCAGUAUGAGCAAAUGGUCUCUGAGCUUUUGAAGUGGAUAAAGCUCAAAGUAGUGGAGCUGGAUGAUCGUCUUUUUCCCAAUUCCCUAGAGGAGAUGCGGCUUCUCAUGGGCAACUUUAAGAUCUUCCGCAUGGUGGAGAAGCCUCCCAAAUACCGAGAGAAGGGAAUUAUCGAAGCCCACUUCUUCCACAUCAGAACCAAGCAGCAAGCUAACAAACAGCGUGCUUAUUUGCCCCCUGAAGGAAGAUCAUUGAGAGAUUUGGAAAGGGAAUGGAUCAUUUUGGAGAAGGCAGAACACAGUCGAGGAGAAGCGAUACAGCAGGAGCUGCUAAGACUGGAGCGAGUGGAACAACUAGUCCAGAGAUUUCUGAAGAAAGCAGCCAUUCGUGUAGCCUACUUGGAGGACAUGAGAGAAAUUGUGAAGAAACAGGAUGAUUGGCAGCCAGAUGGCCUGGAGCAACUUGAGGCAGCCACAAGGAGGCUGGAAGCCAUUGAAGCAGACAUGCUUCCUCGAGAUCAACGCUUUAAAACACUGUCUCAGAUGGCAUCAAAAAUCGAGCAGGAGAACUACCAUGGCAAGCUUCAGAUUUGCAAGAAGCAAGAGGACAUUGCCCAGCAGUGGCAAGACCUUUUAAGCCAGCUCAAAAGACAAAAACGCUCCUUGGGAGAGAUGCAAGAAGUCCUGACACUGUUAAGGGACAUCAAUACCAUUAUGGAGGAACUUAAAGCACUUCAGAACCUGGUGAGUUCUCAGGAUUGUGGUAAACAGCUAUUGGAAGCAGUAGAUUUAUUGCAGAAGCACAAAUUGGUUGCCUCCCAGAUCUCUUCUCUUGGGGAGAGGAUCAGGCCCAUGGAUGACAAAGCAGAAGAGGUCAUAAGAGGCAAAUCAGCCAAAUCAGAUGUUGUUCAAGCUAAACAUCGGAUGUUCCAUCAGCUGUAUCGAAAUGUCAUGGAUCUCUGUGAAACACGGCAAGAUCAACUGGAAGGCACUUUGCAACUUUUUGAGUUUUUCCAUGAAUGCAAAGAGGAGGAGGUCUGGCUGUCUGAUAAAUGGAAGCUGGUGAAGGCAGAAACCUUAGGGCGUGAUCUCAGUCGCAUUGCAGCCUCUCUCCAAAGCCAUAAGAUCAUCUCCAAGGGCCGGCAGUUAAGUCGGAAAAACCCUUCACACCAGAAGGAUAUUCAGGAGAAGACGGACCAUAUUCAGCAAUUAUGGCAACAGCUCCAAGAUGAAGUGACCAGUCAUAAAAUCCAUUUGGAGGCAGCUGCUCUUGUCAAACAGUACUUUGCUGAUAUUGAUGAGGUAGAGUCCUGGCUGCAAGAACGGCAAACCCUCCUGGCCAGCGAGGAUUAUGGAAAGGACGAAUCCAGUGCAGAAGCCUUGUUGCAUCGCCACUUCCGCUUGGAAAAGGAGCUUGCAGCAUGUGCUUCAGAAAUAGGCCACUUGGAAGAGCAGGCUCAUUCUGUGUUGCAGAAGGCGGCCUCAGUGAUGGUGUCAGUGCCUGCAGCAAACCCGGAUGUACACAACAGCAGAAAUCAGGGAGUAUUCAGAGCACCAGCAAGUUAUUCCAGGUCGCAGGCCUCUGCCCAAAUGACAUUCACUAGCCCAUUUGGCUCUGAUCCACACUUUCUUACAGAAAACAUCUGGAAAAGCCAACAUAACAUUGCCUUAUUGUAUGAUAAACUGCUGACCAUGGCUGAGCACAGAAAAAAGGAACUGGAAGAAAGGAUCCGACUCUACCAGUUCUACAGCUCCUGUGAAGAAUUUCAGUCCUGGAUAAAUGACAAAGAGAAAAUUUUCCAGACCAUUCAGCCAAAGGCAGACAACGUGGAGACUAUGCAGCAGAAAUACCAGAGUUUCCUAACGGAAUUGGCUGCUGGGAAGACCCAGCUAGAUGACAUCAAUUGCCUGGCAGACAUGUUUUCAAAGAGCAGCCCUGGAAAACAGAAUGAAAUCCAAACUUGUAAAAAAGAGAUAAGCAUGAGGUGGCAGUGCCUGGAAGCAUUAAAAGAACAGAAGGGCUCGGAGCUGAUUGGUGUGGCUGAUGUGAAGACCUUCCUUCAGGACUGUCAGAACACUCAAGGGUUGCUCCAAGAAAAGCUGCACCAUCUUGAGGAUUUAGGAAGUGGGAAGAACCCUGCCGUUCUGUCAGCAGAGACACGCAAGCUCAGCGCUUCGGAGAAAGACAUCUUAGUACUGGAGAGAAAAAUCGAGUACCUGAAGAAUGUGGCCAAAUCGAUCAAGGAUACGAAUCCAGCAGAGAGCAGGGUCAUAAUGGAACAGGUAGAAGACAUGGAGGAGCUACUAUCAAAACUAAAGUCAAGGGCAGAUGAAAAGGGGAAGGCUUUACAAGUAGCACAGGAACAACAAGCUUUUCUCCAAGACAGCCGUCGACUUAUGUUGUGGGCAGAUGGCAUGAAGGAUAAACUGACCAGUAAGGAGAUGGGUGUAGAUGUGGCCUCAGCACAGCAACUGCUAAGAGGACACCAAGACUUGCUGAAGGAGAUCCAUGGCCAGAACUCCAGGAUUAAGCAGUUGCAAGAGCUGGGUCAAAAGAUCAUGGAUGAUCCAUUCAGCACUGGAGCAUUGGAUGUCUGUGAGUCUGUGCAAAAGCUCUCUCAGGAAAGGAACAAACUGGAAGAGCUAUGGGCAAAGCGACAGAAGAAACUCCAGGAAGAUGUAGAAUUGCUGAAAUUUAGCAGAGAAAUUGACUGUAUCUAUGCUGCCCUCUCCAGCCAUGAGGCCUUUCUCCGGACAGACAAUCUUGGGGACCAUGUGGAUUCUGUUCGAAGCCUCCUGAAACGGCACGAGGAUUUUCAACAGGUGCUACUGGUGCUGAAGCAACGGGCAAAUGCAGCCAACGAACAUGGAGAACAGCUGAUAGAAAGGGGUCAUUUUGCUUCUGACAUAAUUGAGGAGAAGAUGGCUGCCUUACGAGAGAGGUGGAAAUUGCUAGUAAACAAUAAUGAACACCGAAAGAAACGGCUGCUGGAUUCUCUUAUCUUACAGGAGUUCAGUCAUGACACUGCCGAACUUUUGAUGUGGAUGGAGGAAAAGUACAAGAUAGCAUCAGAUGAGUCCUACCGUGAUCCAACAAAUAUCCUACGGAAACUGAAAUGGCAUGAGGCUGCAGAAAAAGAAAUGAUGGCCAAUAAGAAGCAUUUUAUGGAAUUGAUAGUGGCAGGAAAUCAGCUUGUUCAGGAUGGCCACUAUGCUGCAGAGUCCAUUCAGGACAAAAUCUCAGACCUGAAGAAGAAAUGGGAGAAGCUGUACACCAAGAUGAUUGAACGAGGGGACAAACUGAGGCAGGCUGGGCAGCAAGAGCAACUUAUGGAACUCCUGGAGGAUGCUGAAGAGAAAAUAGAGAAGAUAGAGAAGAUUCUUCAAGAUAAAGAGCUGGGCCACAAUUUGCGUUCCAGCCGCAACUUGCUCAAGGAGCACAGACAACUGGAAAAUGAAAUGCAGGGACUGGCUGAGAAAAUGAGCUCCAUUGUGUUACAUGCCAGGAAGAUGGCUACCAAUCAUUUUGACAGCGAGAGGAUUCUGGAUGAGACACAGAAGUAUUUGGAACGGUUUGAUGCUCUCCAAGAACCUCUUGCUGAGAAAGGCCAACUGCUACAGGCAAGAGUGGAAUUGUAUGAGUUUUACCAUUACCAUGACAUGGAAAUGAAGUGGAUUAAUGAGCGAAUGUCAGUUGUCAGCUCGACAAACCGUGUCAAGUCUUUGGAUGUGGCUCAAAGCUUGCUGCACAAGCACAAGGAAUUGCAGGGAGAAGUGAAUGCCCAUAAGCAGCAAAUCUCCAGGGUUCUAGGGAAGGGAAGAGCUAUGGAAGAAGGCAAGCACACAGCAUCCCAGAGGAUCAAGGAAAAGUGUCAGGAGCUCAGCAAAAGCUGGUUGGAGCUGGAGAAGACAUGUGAGGAAAGAAUCAAGCAGCUACAACAAUCUGUUGCCUUCCAUCAGUUCUUAAUAGAUAUAUCAGAGUUGGAGAACUGGGUAGCAGAGAAGCUCCCGCAGGUAACCAGCAAAGACUAUGGCAGAGAUGCUGGUGCAACUCUCAGGCUCAUAAAGAAACAUAAGGCACUGGAACAUGAAAUUGACAUUUAUCAGAAUUUAGUCGAGGACCUGGCCGACACUGCCAAAGCUCUACCCCUGCCGGGUUCUAUCCACUAUGACGAAGUUGAUGCGCCUCAGGAACAGGUUCACUCGCAGCUUUGGGGGCUGCAGGAGCUGGCCAGAGCAAGAGGGAAAAGGCUGGAGGAAACUCUGGCAUUGCAUGACUUUCUGAGAGAAUAUGAGGAUUUGGAGGAUUGGAUCCAUCAGCAGAAGCAGGUGGCCAGUUAUGAUGGCCAUGGAACUGAUUAUGAGCAUGUCCUGCAUAUUUGUGCCAAAUAUAAAACAUUCCAGCACCAGAUAGAAGUUGCUGCCAAAAGGGUUGCCACAUGUCAUCAGCUAGCAGAAGAUAUGUUGGAUCAGGGCCAUUUUGAAUCCAGAGAAAUUCGGAAGAAGCAGAAACAGUUGCGGAACAAUUGGGAGGAGCUGCUGGAGAUGACAAAGCUUCAAGGCCAGCAACUUCAGCAUGCUGAAGCAGUUCACAAGUGCCUGCAAGACCUGAAUGAAGCCCUUAUUCACAUUGAGGAGAGAUCAAAGACCAUCCCUGAUGACAUUGCGAGAGACCUGAGUGGUGUGCAGUCCCAGCUGCGCAAACACACAACCCUUGAGCAUGAACUGUUUGGGAACGAGCAACAGCUGCAGGAACUGAUUGAUGCUGCAGAUGGCGUGCUCUGCCACUGCUCGGAGAGUCAGUCAAAAGAAAUACAAGCAAAGCAACAGGCAGUGGUGGACAACUGGGAGUCCUUGCGAGGCAAAUUGGAACAAUGCAGGGAAAAGUUGGAAAAAGCCUGCAGGCUGUACCGCUUUUAUGCCCAAGUACGAGAUUAUUCCUCUUGGGCAUCCGAGAUGCUGAGAGAAAUGGCAGUUGAGGAGAAAAUCCGAGAUGUAUCUUCUAGUGCUUUGAAGAUCAACCAGCACAAGCAGCUGUUGGCAGAGAUUGAGGCCCGUGAUGAUAUUUACGAAUGGCUUCUCCAGCUGGGACAAGAACUGCUGCUGGAACAGAAAACAGCAGCAAAAGAAAUCCAAAACACAUUGCAGGCUCUCUCAGAAGAAAAGAGCAAUGUGUAUCACAAGUGGGCACAGAAGGAGCAGUGGCUGGAGAAGAUCCACCUUCUGCAUGUGUUUUACAGGGACUGUGAACAUCUGGAAAACAUCUCAAAUUCACAGGAGAGAGGUCUUCAGUGCAACGGCCGAAGCAGCGUUGGUGCUGAGUCCCACCGCGCCCCUUCCAAGCAAUAUCCAGCAAGUUCCUGGAGUGUUUGUCAUUCUUCUCCUGGUCAUGCUGGCCCCAUGCAGUUUCCAGGACCUUUCUCUUCUGCUACUUCUUCGAGAGCUCUACCGUGCUGGACAUCACGUCUGGAUGUUUCUCUGUGUGACAUUCCAGAGGCUUCACCAUCGCAGAGAAAAAAUCUGUACACAGUGCUGUCACCUUGCUGUUCAGAGCCAGCCCAGCCCAGCUACAACACCCAGCUUUCAGAUCUCCAUGCUUCAGUGAAGCUUUACGUUUCAACUUGCAGUAUAGUAAUAAAGCCAUGCAGAACUGCAUCUCCACCAAGCAGCCAUGCUUACUCAAGUCUUCUGUUACCUCAUCUGAGAAAGAUUUCAUCUCCAUCUUCUGGGUGUGGAACAAGUCCCCAGGAGGACCAUCAAGCUAUUCCCUCAAGAAGCCCUGAAGAUCUCCAGGUUACCCAAUUUCAUGUCAGCUCUACUGCCAAAUGCCCUGGUCUUCCCCAGCAAACAGUCUCCAGAGAGAUAUGGUUGACUCCAACUACAGUGUCUGCAGCAGAUGCUCCUGUUGGCAAAAGAACAGUCACGAAUACACAUGUAGGUGCAGAUAUGGUUGUCUUUCAGAACUGUCAUUCAACUAGUAAAGAUUCUGUGAGGAGUUCAAGUGCCGGGAUCAUUCCAGCUCAUCACAAGAUUUCCAAAAUAACUCUGAUACUUGCAACCCCUUGGGCAUCCUUCCCUAUUAAAGUGGUAAGAGAAUUCAGAAAAAGCCCAGCUCCUUCUGCUUUCAUCAAUACGCCAACUUCAGAAAUGGUCAGUCAAACUUUCCAACAAGAGUAUAUGGGUUCUGGCUUCUCACUGUCCAUAAACCCUGUUGGCUGUUCGGCACUCUACCCAUCGCGAAAACAGGGUGGGAAUUCAGUUUCAGAACCUUUGCAGGAACAAGACGCUGAAGGGAAUGCAAAUCAAGCUUCACUUGCAACAAAUGUGCAGACUUGUACUACGAGAGCCACAUCUCAUCAGACUGAAAAUGCACCAGUGAAAUCACAAUGUACCUUGUUCUCUCUGCAGCAUGGUGUAAUAGUACAACUCCUCGAUCCAUCUUUGUCAUUUGAGGCUCAGGUGCUCUCGGUGGCUUGGAGUGCUUUCUACCAGCUUCGGCUGGUAGCCCAGCUGCACUCCUACCAGGACAGGGAUAGCCUGCCUUCAGUAAUCUAUGCUCUGACAUAUUUGAAAAGCAGUGACUUUGGGUGCACAGUGGAUGAGGUGGAGCAGCAGAUCAAAAAACAUGAGGCCUUUGAGAAAUUUCUUGUCUCCCUGGAUGAAAAGGAAUUGUCUCUUCAGGCACAGGCAAAAGGGUUGCAACAGAACAUUGAGCUGGAAAGGAAGCCGAUCCAACACAAGCUUAACACUGUGUUAGAGAAAAGAAGAUGCAUCAAACAUCUCUCACAUAGCAGACAGGAAAAACUGCAAACCGCUCUCCUCCUGGCCCUCUUCUACCAGAAUCUAGCUGAGGCAGAGAGCUGGAUUGAGGAGCGCAUGCAAAAGCUGGAAGAUUCUUCUUUCCAAAAUCUGAGCAACUUGAGUGAGAAAAUGAAGCUUCUGCAGAAGCACCAAGUCUUUGAAGCUGAGAUUCUGGCUCAUGAGGAUCUAAUUGCAACUGUUAACAUGAGAGGAGAAACUCUCCUGCACCAGAAUCACCCUAAAUCAGGGGAUAUCCGCCAUAAGACUCGCAUCCUUCAAGGACGGUGGGAAACACUGAAGAAGGCUGUUGCUGCACGUGGUAAGAUGCUUGAAGACAGCAGAGAUUUCUUGGAAUUUCUACAAAAAGUGGACCAUGCAGAGGCCUGGAUCAGAGACAAGGAAGUAAUGAUUAAUGUUGGUGAUGUGGGAAAUGACUACGAGCACUGCCUGCAGCUCAUGAAAAAACUGAAAGAGUUCCGAGGAGCUUUGGGGGGAGUAAUGGUCGACGAUGCACACAUCAAAGCCAUCAAUGCCCUUGCUGUGAGACUGGAGAGAGAGAAUACAGAAGAGAUGAAGACAAUCUACCAGCGCAGAAAGCAGCUCAAUGACAGGUGGAACAGUUUCCAUGGUGAACUGACAGCAUAUUGGAAGAAGUUGGAAGGAGCUCUGGAAAUCCAUGCCUUGAUCAGAGAAAUUGAGGAUAUCACAGAGAGAAUCAGUGAAAAGAGUGCAUUGAUGCAAGCGCUGGAUUAUGGAAAAGAUGUGGAAAGUGUAGAAAACCUAAUCCGGAGACAUGAAGAAAUGGAGAGAGAAAUUAGCAUAAUUCAAUCCAAGAUGGAGUCACUAGAGCUGGAAUCAUUCCCAGUCUGUAAGAGAAAUCCAUCCUCCCUAAGUGACAGACUGACUGCAAAGCAAAAGGAAAUGAAAAACUAUUGGCUACGUCUCCAGGGUCAGGCCAAGCAAAGGGGUGAGAAGUUGGUAGCCUCUUAUCAGUUGCAGAAGUUCAAUCGUGAACUGAAGGAGCUUCUAGACUGGAUUCAAGAAGUCAACACUCGAAUACAGGUUGGAAGUCUUCCUAAGAGUCUUGCUGAAGCUGAAAGUAUGAUUGAAGAGCAUCAGGAAAGAAAGGCAGAGAUUGAGGCACGAGGAGAACGGUUCAGUGCACUUAGCAACCAUGGUCAGGAGCUUGCCAGCGCAGGCCAUUAUGCAAGCCCUGAGAUCCACCAUUCCCUCAUCAGUCUACAGCAGGCAUUGACUGAAAUGAUCCAGACCUGGCAAGAACAAAAUCUAAAACUGUUUCAAGCCAGAGACCUACAGACUUUCUUUGGUUAUGUGGAGCAGAAUGAAAGUUGGCUUAGCAGCAAGGAGGCCUUCCUAGCAAACAGAGACUUGGGGGAUUCGGUCUCAAGUGUGGAGAGCCUGCAGCAAAAACACACCCAGUUUGAAAAGGACCUGGAAACCCAGCUGGGCAAGAUUGAGAUGAUGACCACCUUUGCCCAGCAGCUGAGGGACAGCCAGCAUUAUGACUCUGAGAGCAUCAUGAACAAGUGCCAAGCAGUGCUGAGGAGAAAAGAGAGGCUUCUGGAAGUUGCUUUAGCUCGCAGGCGUCUGCUGGAGGAGUCAUGGCUAUUGCAGAAGUUUCUGCGCGAUUCCUUUGAGGUGGCAGUCUGGAUGACAGAAAAAAACAGUAUUGCCCUUGAUGAGAGCUGGAGAGACCCAAGCAAUCUUCAGGCCAAACUUCAAAAGCACCAAACUUUCCAGGCAGAGGUUGUGGCCAACAGAAACCACCUUGAUAGUAUCAAAGCUGAAGGAGAGAAAAUGCUCCGAGAGGGACACUUUGCUGCUGAAGCCAUCCAGUCCAGACUGCAGGAAAUAGAUGAGCUUUGGGAUGAGUUGCUGGAAAACUGCCAUGAAAAGAGGAGAAAGAUGCAGGAUGCCUACAAGGCCCAACGUUUCCUACACACCGUGCAUAACGUGGAGAACUGGUUGGAUGAUCUAGAAAAUGAGAUGAAACCACCAGAAGGCAGCAAUCAUGUGCAGGUUCUAAAUGAUCUCUUGAAGAAACAGGAGGAGAUAGAAGAAACGUUUGCUGGACACAGGGACCAGUUGCAAGGGCUUGUCAACACAGUGCAAGAAUUCCAAGAAGAGAAACACUUUCUGGCAGAUGAGAUUGAGGAGAGGGUUGACCAUGUGGUGCACAGGUACAAAAAUCUUAGGGAGCCAUUACAGGAGAGGCGUGGGGGUCUGGAGGCCAGCCAACUGCAGUACCAGUUCCUCCAGGAUGUCAAUGAGGAGCUGACCUGGAUUCAUGAGAAACUCCCUUUGGCAUCCUCCAAAGACUAUGGCCAGUCUCUUACAGCUGUUCAAAGUUUACAAGAGAAACACCAGAACUUAGAGAAUGAGAUUAGCAGCCAUGAUGCCUUAACUAAAGCAGUGAUCAGCACUGGGCAGAAGCUGGUGAGUGGAGGACAUCCUGCUUCACAGGAGAUCAUGGAACAGGUGAAAGAGCUGGAACUUUCCUUAGCACAGCUGAAGGCCAAAGCCCAGGAGAGAAAAAAGAGACUCCUUCAGUCUUACGAAGCCCAGCAUUUACUCACAGAGCUUCUAGAAAUGGAAUCCUGGAUGGCAGAGAGGAGGCUUGUCCUGGAAACUCCAGAUUAUGGGAAGAAUGAAGAAACUACUCAAGCACUGCUUCGUAAAGUGGAGGCUGCCAAGCUGGACCUAGAGGGAUUCAGGCCCCGAAUUGAGAAGCUGAGGGAAAUAGGAGCCUCCCCUUCUACCACUGACAAUCCAGAUAGCUCAACUAUCCUUGCCAAGCUCCAGGCUGUCCUAGAAGAAUACCUCUCUCUCCAGCAGAAAGCUGAGACCCAAAUAAAAGGUCUGCAGGAGCAAUCUCAACUGCAUCAAUUUGAGAGGGAAACCCAGUUGGUGUCUGCCUGGCUUUUGAGCAAGCAAAGCUUGGCUGAUUCAGAUGAUUAUGGUCAGGAUUUGGAGACUGUUGAGGUUCUACAGAAAGAGUUUGAAGAUUUCAUAAAUGAAGUAGAAUCUCUGGGCUAUGCCAAGGUUCUCUUGAUAAAUGACUUAGCAUCCCGGCUGAAGAACCACAGCCAAAUAAGUGGCAUCCAGAAGAAGACCCAGCAGGUCAAUGGCUCAUGGGAAAGACUGCGUCAAGCCAUCCAGACAAGAGCAGAAAAUCUCAGAGGAGCUCACCAGGUUCAUCAGUAUGAUCAUGAUGUGGAUGACCUGAAGGGAUGGAUGCAGGAGAAAGAGGCUGUUGUGGAUAGAGACGAUUAUGGCUAUGAUCUGCCAGGUGUGCAGAUGCUCCUCAGCCAGCAUGAGGGUGUUGAGAGAGAACUAGCAGCCAUCUCCAAUGAGCUGGAAAGGGUCAGAGGAGCAGCCUGGCAUCUUGGUCACUUGUAUGCUCAGGCCAGGGACAACAUGAUGGAUAGACUUGCAGAAGUGGAUGGCUGCUGGGAGAAACUGGACAGGAAGUCUAUGGAGAGAAAGCAGAAGCUGCAGCAGGCAGAGCAAGUCCAGAUCUACUUCAAUGACUGCAGAGAACUAAUGGCCUGGGCCAAGGAGAUGCAUGCAUUGAUUAUAUCUGAGGAGUUGGCAAGUGAUCUGCUUGGUGCAGAGCUGCUGAUCAAACGUCAUGAGGAGAACAAGCGUGAGCUAGAGAAGCAGUGGUUGAAAUACGAAAAUUUGGAGCAAGUUGGAAAGAGCCUAGUAGAAAGUGGGCAUUUUAUGUCCAUGGAGAUUGAAGAGAAACUUGAUGAACUACUGGAGCUAAUGAGAAAAGUGAGGGAAUGCUGGGACCUGAGGAAGGAUUUGUAUGAAGAAAACUGGGAGAUCCAGUUACUACGAAGGGAGCUGGAUCUAGCUGAAGCUUGGCUCACUGACAAGGAGAGUGUUGUCUCGGAUCCAAGCUAUGGGUGUUCUAUCUCUGAUGUUGAGCAUCUAUUGAAGAAACAUCAAGACCUUGAAAAAAUGCUAGAGGUGCAGAAGGAGAAGUUUGCUCAGCUGAAUAGAAAGACAAAGAGUGAACUGAAACUAUUGAAGCGAAUGGAUACUGAGGAGAGUGAGCCAGGGAAAUUGGUCAAGGUCCCCUCUCUGAGAAGAAGAUACUCAGACAGAAGAAGCACACAUACAAGACCACUAGACCCGAAGAAAAUUCAGCAAGGACCUUCUCUAUCAUCAGUGGCCGCUCUGUGGGUUCCCCUGAAACACAUUGCCUCCCUUCCGCAAAAGUCUGAAGAGUAUUCACAGCAGUUGGGUCUUGGAAAAGACCAGAUCAUGGCUGGCCCCAGUAAGGAUAAUGUGCCUCCUGCACCGGAAUUACCUGGCCUGCAGGAUUCAGUUCCAGAAACAAGAAACUCUGGGCAUUCUUCAUGGUCCUCUGAUAUGAAAAUCCAGCAAGCUGACAAUGAUGUGCUACAACCCCAUGUGAGUGAUUUCAAACUGCCAGAUGAGAAAAUUAUUAAUGAUACCUCCUUCUCCAAUGCUGAAACCAAAGGAUUGAUGGCUUUGCCUGGAACAGGAUCGAUUGAUACUUCCGUAACUUUGCUGCACUCUAAUUUACCUCCUGAGAGAUUAGGAACAGCUUCUUUGGUUUCUGCAGAUCACAAAAGCAUGGAGGGAUUCCUAGAAAAGAGGGACCAGAUCCUUCCAGGAAGAAAGCAACCAAAGACAAGGGCUUGGAACAAAUACUAUGUUAUACUUCAAAGACAAAAACUUGACUUCUACAAUGAUGAAAAGGAAGCAUCCCAGAAUAUAGCUCCAGUCUUGUCACUUAACACCACUGGAGCCUGGUGUGAGAAGCUAGCAAACUAUUCUAGGAAAGAACAUGCUUUCAGUUUCAGGCCAAGUGAUGGAUCAGAAUACUACUUUGCAGCACCUUCUCAGAAGCUCAUGGAGGAUUGGAUGCAAGCAUUAUUAAAUAAUUUGGACUACUGUGGCAACGAGUGUUCUUUACAGAAGGAGCUACUGGUCAGCACAAACACAGAAAAGCCUCAGAUGAAACCUUGGAUCUCUGCAGUUGGAGAUUCUACUGAAAGGCAGAUUCGCAAAGGUUUCCUUCCCAGGAGAAACCCUUCCUUUAGAGUUAAACAAGAAAAAAGACCUGUUGAAAGUUCUCCUGAAUCAGAAGGAUUGACACAUGAUUUUAGCAUAAACUUUGCUCAGAAUUCUGAAGACUCUGAUGCUUCUUCUGCAAUUUCCAUGGAAUCAGAUCCAGCAACUCUGCUGAUGGCCAGUCCAUCAGAUAUUCCCCAGAGCCAUCGCAAAGUACAGCCUUAUCCUAAUGGCGAAGACAAGGGAACUCUGGGACAGAAAGACCAAGGAGCCAAAGCUGAACUCACAACAGGAGUAACCAAGAGCUUAUACAAUCAGCAGACUCCAGAGAGGAAAGAACUAGAGACAGAUGUCAUGAAGCAGACGAAAAAGAAAGAAAGAGUCUUUCAAAAGCUUUUUACCAAGAAAUAG